Dipodomys spectabilis (banner-tailed kangaroo rat) is the source of this 393-nucleotide messenger RNA. Its product is annotated as transmembrane protein 100-like. The record is from RefSeq and is a predicted model, not a curated record. The transcript has a single exon. NCBI's taxonomy places the organism in Eukaryota, Metazoa, Chordata, Mammalia, Rodentia, Heteromyidae. The coding region runs from base 1 to 393 and encodes 130 amino acids.
AUGCUCCCGCCCGAGCCCCGGCCCGCCGGGCCCGCCGAGCCCCCCGCGCCCCGGGAGCCCGCCGCCGCCCUGCGCGCGCUGCUCGUGGCCACGGGCGGCGCGGGGCGCUCGUGGCCCCGCUGCGUGCUGCCCUUCGGCGCCCUGGCCACGCUGGCCGGCGCGGCGGCCACGGCCAUCACCUUCUCGCUGCGCGGGCCCCGCCUGGACCUGGCCCAGGGCGCGGCGCUGGCCGCGCUGGCCGCGGGCCUCGGGCUCCUGGCCGCCGCCUUCCUGUGCUGGCGCGCGCGGCGGCGGCGGCGGCGGCGGCGGCGGGCCGGGGACGCGCGGGGGGCGGCGGGCGCCGGGGACGCGCGGGGGGCGGCGGGCGCCGCGGACGCGCCGCCCCCUCCCUGA